Aspergillus niger is the source of this 3669-nucleotide messenger RNA. RefSeq lists its product as uncharacterized. The transcript is spliced from 12 exons. Gene Ontology annotation, molecular function: proteasome binding; cysteine-type deubiquitinase activity. The coding region runs from base 1 to 3669 and encodes 1222 amino acids. The record is from RefSeq and is a predicted model, not a curated record. NCBI's taxonomy places the organism in Eukaryota, Fungi, Ascomycota, Eurotiomycetes, Eurotiales, Aspergillaceae. Gene Ontology annotation, biological process: regulation of proteasomal protein catabolic process; protein deubiquitination; proteasome-mediated ubiquitin-dependent protein catabolic process.
AUGUCGUCUCCGCUGAAGCCUGGCAAGACUGCCCCACGUCUUGUGCAAGAUAUCCACGACUAUGACCCUGUCCAUCCUCCAGGCUCCGGCCGCAACCUGCUGUCGGAGGUCCCCCCGGUCUUCCCCGAUCACUAUAUUGGACCAUCAGAGUUCAUAUCGCCUUCAGCAUGCCGUCAUACUUAUGUGAUCAAGUCGAAACAGAGCUUCCUACCAAAACCAGAGCAGAGAAGCAGCUCAGGCAACCCCACCAAAGUAUCAGCGAUAUGCUCCAAGUGCCGAUACCAUCUACAGCUGGUCGUGACAUCGACACCUGGGAUCGGCAGCCAGAGUUUGCCGGGACACAUACACCAUCUGGUUUAUAAGUCAGGGAGGCAGAGAGGAGGUGCAUCGGCAGAAGAAAUCACACCCAAGGGCCAGGUGGCGGAGACAUUCCAUUAUGACUGCUCCUACCUCACUUGUCCAGCGGCAGUGUCCGUCAGAAUUGUCUCUCCUGUGCUCCAUCCAGAAUGGGUACAACUCUUGACAGAUCCUGAGUUGCUGCAGCAGCGAGCAGAUGAGGCGAUUCAAACACACCCCGAGCGCCUGGAAGGGAUAGCCCGGCCGCAGCCCAUCAAUGUCUUGGAAAACUUGCACGCAUAUAUCAGCAAUGCCUUUAAUCCCAGUCAACAGAAUAAAUCUAUAUCAGCGAUUAACAAGAGGUUCAUAACGUGCUUCGGUGUUGAAGGGAAGCCUUGCAAAGACCUGUUAGAAUUUUUGGGGUUCUCCGUCAAGAAUGAAGGUUUUUGGGAGCCCCCGCGCCCCAACGCCUGGGCGGAAAUCCCCUACCAGGAUCAACUCAAAAUCUUCCUCGAUGAUGUUCUACAUGAGCUUGCUGUACUCAUCGAGCAGCGGCCAGUGCUUGAGAAGAAAGGCCAUCAGGUGGAUUUCUCAAACAAGAUAGCAAGGGAUGACCUCUUGAAUGCUCUGGAAGCAUUAGACUACCAGAAGGCUCUCAAUGUCGACACAUUUGAAAUGCCCCCUGCUCCUUACUAUGAAGAUCUGGGCGUCGUGGAAGAUAUGUCUGCGCAAUUGAUUAUUGAGGCGUUCAAUCGCCAGGUCGCCGUAGACCCUGGUCGCAUGCCUACAUACCUGAAAUGCCUCAAGGCGAUAGGUAGCCUUAGAGGGGGCUACGAAGCUGACGCCAUUGAUCAAGCAGUUCAGGUGGCUUAUGCCGACGGCAAGUACACUGAUGACGACGUCAUCAAUGCUUACAAGUACUUCGGUUUAACACACGACGACCCGCGGCUUACUGAGGACAGCAUCAUUGGGACCUUCCAUGCUUACUUGAGCUCCACCACUCAGGAGACAGACUCACGCAGAGAACUGUGGAAGAUAGGCGACAGCAGGCGUAGUGAGCGCAUUAAGUCAGCGGCUGAAGAUAGAGUGGCAACUGUUGAGCAAGCCCAAGUUUACCUUGGCGUCAGCGAGGAAACAAGCGACGACUUUAUUAUGGCCAUGUAUACAGCUAAGGUCAAUGACACUCCAUCGAGCAGGGAUCUCGCGCGCCGCGCCGUUGAAUUCAUUGCGGAGGCGCGGAAAUCGGAUGCUCUUCGACACUUCGUCAGGACUGGCGAGAUGACGGCCGGUGAGAUGGAUAUCGGGGAUGCCUACCGGCUUCUUCAAAUCCCCGAUCGUACGGUUGAUGAAGCAGCAAUCAUGGCAGCUUAUACGAUUUGCGUCGACGAAGCUCCGGGACAGGCUGAAACGUACAACCAAGCCUUGCGUAUAAUUGCUAAAGACAAGAAUAGCACUCUGCUAAGCAGUAUGGUCUCUGGUGAUGAUACAAAGCCGGACCGUAAUAUGUCGGAUUGGCCUGUUGGAUUGCAGAACAUUGGCAACACAUGCUAUCUCAAUAGUCUACUACAAUUCUAUUUCUCUGUGCGCCCGUACAGGGAGAUGGUCUUGGAUUUUGAGAGCUUCAAGAUGGAGUUGACUGAUGAGAGCCUGAGCAAGAAACAGGUGGGAUCUCGCAAGGUUUCCAAGAAGGAGGUGGAACGUUCACAAAGGUUUCUCAGAGAAUUACGGACGCUCUUUUCCGACAUGAUUACUUCCCCAUCCUCUCAUGUCACGCCGGGCCGGGAGUUGGCGCGGUUGACAUUGAUCAGUCCUUCCAACGAAGCAGCGAUACUUAGCGAUGUCGAUAGCGAGGCCACACUUGUCUCUGAUGGUGUCAAGAAUGACAUCAAAGCUCCCCCGGUUGACGAUAAAGAGAACGAGCCACCGGCUGAUCUGGACCUGAAUGACGUGCAGAAUGAGCCAAGUUCUGAUUCCGCUGACAUAGGGUCCCCCGGCGAUACAACACCCAUAGACAAUGUCGAACCUUCCAAUCGACCACCGCCAGUGCCUCCGCGGCCCACCCCGCAAGUUGACCCCCAGAAGCAGCUUAUAGAAGAGGUAGAGAUCGGAGCGCAGCAGGAUGUGACGGAAGUCAUCAACAACGUGCUUUUCCAAAGCCAAUGUGCGAUUCGGCCCAUUGCUCAUUCUCCGGAGGGUGAGCAAAUUGAUCAAGUGAAAGAUCUUUUUUACGGCCGAACCCGAUCUUAUAUUGCCUCAGAAAAAGGCGUCCGGUCGAAAGAAGAGUGGUGGUGUGACAUCAAAAUCGAUGUUGCAACUGGCCCGCGCGACAUUUAUGCAGCCAUUGACGGUGCCUUUGACGUACAGAAGGUGAAUGUGGAGAACUCGGUGGCUGAGCAGUAUGGUGCUAUCAGCAAGCUCCCGCCAGUGCUUCAGAUCCAGGUUCAGCGUGUCCAGUUUGACCCCACGACGAAGCGCUCUUUUAAAUCCACUCACCAUCUUGGAUUGAAGGAGACGAUUUAUCUCGACCGAUACAUGGACUCGCAACAACCCCAGUUCCUGGACCGGCGACAGCAGUGCUGGCAAUGGAAAAAUUCGCUCAGAGAGCUCGAGGUGCGCCGCGCGGAGUUACUGCGCCAAGUGGAUUCCGACGGCAUGGAUACGGCGGGAUUACUCAACAGCGCUAAGGAAGUACUCGAAGAUUUGGCAGCUAUGAGAGAAGAGCCCGAUUAUGCAGAGGACGCGAUUGACUUUGACACGCAAAUAAUCACCGAGGUUGAUCAGCUUUCUCAAAUCGCAAAGGCUGACUUGAACUAUGUCGAAAACCAAAUCCAGGAGACCCAGGACAAGAUCUCCGCUCAGUUCGCCGACUACAAGUACCUCGCCUAUCGCCUGUAUGCCGUGUUCGUCCACCACGGGUCCGUUUCCUUCGGCCAUUACUACAUUUACAUCUUCGACUUCGAACGGAACGUCUGGAGAAAAUACAAUGACAACUAUGUCACCGAAGUAAACAACCUGGACGAGAUCUUCAAGGACGAGGGACAGCCCAACCCGCCCACGCCAUACUUCCUGGUAUACGUCAACGACGCGAUGAAGGAUCGGCUCGCCAACCCGGUCUGCAGGGAAAUCUUGGAAGCUUCCACGGCGAAUACCAAUGAAGAUAUGGACAUGAAUCCACCAGCGUACGACGAGAUCUGGACGGACCAGAGCGGAUCAGGUACGGUAGUCGAUCACCCCAUGACGGAGGCUAAAGACGAUGCCAAUGCGGGACACGGCAAGACUGCUUGGGGUUGGCCACCGAAGACAAGCACUGACUUAGAUCAUGUGAGGUGGUAG